This is a messenger RNA of Drosophila erecta, 1070 nucleotides long. It is a transcript of the gene Fad2, whose product is annotated as acyl-CoA Delta(11) desaturase. Lineage: Eukaryota; Metazoa; Arthropoda; Insecta; Diptera; Drosophilidae. The transcript has a single exon. Gene Ontology annotation, molecular function: stearoyl-CoA 9-desaturase activity; iron ion binding. Gene Ontology annotation, biological process: unsaturated fatty acid biosynthetic process. Gene Ontology annotation, cellular component: endoplasmic reticulum membrane. Bases 6 to 1070 code for a protein of 354 amino acids. The record is from RefSeq and is a predicted model, not a curated record.
GCAACAUGCCAUCCAAUAGCGAAGACAUCACCGGAGUGUUGUACGAAACAGAUGUCCAGACGGUAGGCGGUGGAUUGUCCAGGGAUCUGGGCAGGCUGAAGGCCACCGAUGGCACGAAAAUGGAGUUGGUUUGGUUAAAUAUUGUGCUGUUCGUGAUCCUUCACAUAUCUUCUCUAUAUGGAUUAUGGCUACUAUUCACGGCGUCCACGUGGACAACGUUUCUGCUCUUUAUACCAGCCGUGGCGGUGACAACUUUGGGAAUAUCGGCCGGUGCCCACCGCUUGUGGGCCCAUCGCACCUUCAAGGCGAAUACACCGCUGAAGCUGAUCUUGUUGUUCCUGAACACUUUUGCCUUCCAGGAUGCGGUCUACUACUGGGCGCGGGAUCAUCGUGUGCACCACAAGUAUACGGAAACGGAUGCGGAUCCAUACAAUUCCAAUCGCGGUUGGUUCUUUGCCCACAUGGGAUGGUUGUGCUGCCGAAAGCAUCCGGCGGUUGUGGAGAAGGGCAAGCAAAUAGAUCUAUCUGAUCUGGAGGCCGAUCCACUGGUCAUGUUCCAGAAGAAGUACUACCUGCUCCUGAUGCCAGUCAUUUGCUUUUUCCUGCCCACCGUUGUGCCCAUGUUCCUGUGGGGCGAGUCCUUCAACGUGUCCUGGCACGUGAUGGCCCUUCUUCGGUGGUGCAUCAGUCUGCAUUUCGUCUGGUUGGUCAAUAGCUCUGCCCACAUGCACGGCAUGCGACCCUACGAUAAGAACAUAUGUCCUGUGAAUCUGAGCUUUCUCAUAUUUUUCCGUUUUGGUGAGGGAUACCACAACUACCACCAUGUCUUUCCCUGGGACUACAAGAGUGCUGAGCUGGGCAAGUAUUCGCAGGAUGUGACCACCAAGUUCAUCGAAUUCAUGGCCUACUUGGGUUGGGCCUACGAUCUAAAGAGUGUCUCCCUCGAUUUGGUCAAGCAGCGAGCCCAGCGCACUGGCGAUGGAUCACAUCCUGUUUGGGGAUGGGGCGACAAGGAUCAACUAAAGGAGGACGUGGGCGUGACCACACGUAGCCACCAGCGAAGCGGAUAG